GGAGGAAAAUUCUGAUAUAACGCUUCUGUUUACGUAAGGUAAGCGGAAUUUACUGGCCACCCGACCACUUACCGAAACCGCUCGGACUUACGAACGUUAAAGAACCGAUAAUCCCCGUAAUCCCGCGGUCGAUAUUCCCGGUAAUUUACGUCGGUCCCGCCUCGGACCGACCUAAACCUAUUUAAUCGUAAGGUCUGGUUUCGAUUUGUUCAGUGGCGCCGCGGAUCGCCGUCCGUCCUAGCCGCAAAGCUCAAAAUAUUAAAUGGCUCAUUAGUCGCGCUACGUUCGUUUCUUGGUCGAUAUCGAAACCUUACACGUUAAAGCGGUUAAAUUUCUCCUCUUUCUUAAUUAAACUUUACACAAUCGAAUAAAUCUGCCGCCUUUUAGUUGCAAAUUUCGAAUAAAUUAAACCAGAUUCGUUCGGUGGAACUCUCCAACUCUUUUCCGUUCGAUUUUAAACUCGGUAUUUAAUCGGUGGAAGAUCGACGUUUUAGGACGGAAAUUUCGACUUUGCGUUGGCUGGAUUAUUUAACCGCGGCCUUUUACCUAGGAAUUUCCCCUUUCGCCUAUUCCGUAUUUACAAGGAAGCCGGUUCCCAUGGAUAAUUUGGAACGGCCAGACGACGGAUCGACACCGGAAGAAAAACCCGUCCCGGAUAAAUGGCGGAAAGAAUCGGAAGAGUCGUACGAAAUGACGAACGAGAAGAAAACGCAUUUCCGGACGGAAGACUUAGAAGUAGGAGAAAAUGCGUGCGAAGAGGAGGACGAACGUCGGGAAAAGACUUUUCCAAAUUACCGGACGACCGAGAAAAGGAUUAGUCGGUUUCUCGACCGGAUGAAAAUGCCCAACAUAUCGAAAGACGAAAGUCGGACCGAUUCCGGAAGAAAAUCCAGCGUGACGACUCGAGAUAAAUGGGGAAGCAAAUGGGAAUUCUUCUUGUCCUGUUUAGGACUUUCCGUGGGACUGGGCAACGUCUGGAGAUUCCCUUAUCUGGCUUACGAAAACGGAGGAGGCGCCUUCUUAAUACCUUAUUUCGUCGUGCUGUUUCUCUGCGGCAAACCUCUGUACUUUUUGGAACUGGCCUUGGGUCAAUUCUCGGGAAAGAGCUGCGUCGGCGUUUGGUCUUGCGCUCCCCUGGCCAAAGGCGUAGGAAUCGCCAUGUGUUCGGUGUCUUUCUGCAUCGUCAUAUACUACAACGUCGUACUGACCUACACUCUCUACUACAUGUUCGCUUCGUUGGCUUACGUCUAUCCCUGGAACACCUGCGACUUGGAAUGGGCCGAGAACACGUCUUGUAGAACGAGAUGGGAAUCCAUUCGAUACAACGUCAGCGGGAAAACGCCCAGCGAAAUCUAUUGGGAAAAGAAAGUGUUAGACGCCACCGACGAUCCGUCCAAUUUGGGAGGAAUCAAGUGGGAUUUGUUCUUUACUUUGAUGCUGGCUUGGAUGAUCGUCGCCGUCUGCCUGGUCAACGGAAUCAAAACUUCCGGAAAGGUGGUCUACUUCGCCGCCACCUUUCCUUACGCGGUCUUGGUCCUUUUCUUCGUGGCGGGACUGUUUCGACCGGGAGCCAAAGACGGAAUCGUCUACUUCCUCUACCCCACUUGGUCCAAAUUACUAAACGCGGAGGUGUGGAAAGCGGCGGCGGGACAGAUGUUCUUCUCUCUGGGCGUGUCCAUGGGAGCGUUGAUCUCCUACGGCAGCUAUAACGAAUUUCGCCACAACGUGUACAAGGACGUGAUGAUAAUAAGUCUGUCGGACACCUUGACCAGCAUUUUGUCGGGCUUCGUGGUCUUUUCCACUCUGGGUAAUUUGGCCCGGGACCUGGACGUGGAAGUAUCCGAAGUGGUGGCCGGAGGAUUCGGACUGGCUUUCGUAGUUUAUCCGGAAGCGCUGAACUCCUUUCCUCUGCCGCAAUUUUGGUCCUUCCUCUUCUUCUUCAUGUUGUUUACCUUGGGAGUCGACAGCCAGUUCGGUUUGGUAGAAAAUCUUCUGACCAGCAUCUCGGACGAAUUCCCCAAACUCGGACGCCGGAAGAAAGCGCUGUGCCUGGCCCUCUGUCUCCUUUGUUUUCUCCUGGGCAUCCCUUGCGUCACUCGGGGAGGACAAUACGUCGUAAGCGUUAUGGACGAAUACGGAGGAGGAAGCGCCUUGGUUCUGGUGGCCGUGUUCGAAUGCGCGGGAUUCUGUUGGGUUUACGGUAAGAAGAGUCUUCCCUUUUCUUCUUUUCCGUUACCUACGGCAUUUUUCGUCCCCAGGAGUGGAGAACGUCGGCGCCGACGUCCGAGCCAUGUUGGGCUUCGAACCCGGUGGCUACUGGAAGACGACUUGGCGCUACACCUGCCCCCUGGUUCUCUCGGUGAGUAUCGACGGUUGCCAAAUCUUUGGCCGGGAGAGGACGGCGUUAAUCGCUGGUUCGACGGUUUUCAGUUGGUCUUCGUCUACGGGAUGGCCACUCGGACGCCGCUAAGCGCCGAUCCCCGUUAUCCGGUUUGGGCCGACGCGGCGGGUUGGUGCGUUUCGACUCUGGUCUGGCUGCCGAUUCCCUUGUGGGCGGCGGUGGUCGUCUACAGACAAAAGGCCUCCACCUACCUCCGGAAACUGAAAAUGUCUUUAAUACCCACCGGAGACUGGGGUCCUAACCAUCCCCGGGCGGAAAAUUCCCUUCCCGGUUGCGCGACUAUCGAAAAUGGAAAUUCCGCGUAAUUCGGCCUUUCCGUCGUCCGAAGAAUUGUGGUUAAAUUGGUCGAAAGCAUUGGGUUCGGCCGGUUAGAUUUUUAAGUUUUGAAAUUUGGCCAGGAAUAAUACAACAAAAGCCGAAACGGAGGAGGAGAAAUUGGGCUUUGAUCACUUUACGCAAUUGUUUCUCGGAGGAUAUUAGGCGCGAUUUAUUGGAACCGACAUAUUUAAAAAGUUAAUUUUCGACUUGGGAUAUAAGAAAAAUAUGGAAUUA
This is a messenger RNA of Centruroides sculpturatus (bark scorpion), 2953 nucleotides long. Its product is annotated as sodium- and chloride-dependent glycine transporter 2-like. The record is from RefSeq and is a predicted model, not a curated record. Lineage: Eukaryota; Metazoa; Arthropoda; Arachnida; Scorpiones; Buthidae. The transcript has 15 exons. The coding region runs from base 598 to 2706 and encodes 702 amino acids. Gene Ontology annotation, cellular component: membrane. Gene Ontology annotation, molecular function: glycine transmembrane transporter activity. Gene Ontology annotation, biological process: sodium ion transmembrane transport.